UCCGUCUCCGACCAAAACAAGGAGGAGUGUCUUCUUCUCAUCCCUCCAUGAUUCUCCACUCGUCCCUACCGCUCUUUCCCAAGUAUCAUGAGUUUGUUUCUGCCCAAGUUGUCGAGUAAAGAGGAGGUCGACGGGGCGAUCAAAGGAGUCGCCGAGAAGGUGCUGGUGCUGAGGUUCGGGAGAGACGAAGACUCCUCGUGCCUUCAACUGGACGAGAUUUUGUCUAAAACGGCUCACAACCUGAGCAACAUGGCGUCCAUAUACAUCGUGGAUGUGGACAAAGUCCCAGUCUACACCCGAUACUUUGACAUCAGCUACAUCCCCUCCACUGUCUUCUUCUUCAACGGACAACAUAUGAAGGUGGAUUAUGGGUCUCCAGAUCACACUAAGUUUGUGGGCAGCUUCAAGACCAAGGAGGACUUCUUGGACCUUAUCGAGGUCAUCUACAGAGGAGCAAUGCGGGGCAAGAUGAUGAUCAAGAGUCCCAUCGACCCCCAGAACAUCCCCAAGUUUGACCUCCUGUACCACGGGAUAUAGCACCCCCUACUACUGACCUCCAGGGCUAACGUACGACGUCUGCAGGACUCGUUGUCGUAGGAGGAGACACACCAAGACUUUGAACUCUCCUGACUCUGACACUCAAAAUACUUUGAACUCUGUCGCCAUGGAAACUGCUCAUGGGGCUUUGAUGAAAACUACUGUUUGCACUCACACAAAGUUAUCCUGGUAUUUUUUUAUGGUGAUUUUGAAAAGUUGGACAAUAUAUAUCCUAAAAAUACAUGUUUACAAAAGU
Messenger RNA from Gadus chalcogrammus (walleye pollock), 793 nucleotides. RefSeq names its product thioredoxin-like 4B (gene txnl4b). The coding region runs from base 88 to 537 and encodes 149 amino acids. Lineage: Eukaryota; Metazoa; Chordata; Actinopteri; Gadiformes; Gadidae. The transcript is spliced from 3 exons. The record is from RefSeq and is a predicted model, not a curated record. Gene Ontology annotation, biological process: mRNA splicing, via spliceosome. Gene Ontology annotation, cellular component: U5 snRNP; U4/U6 x U5 tri-snRNP complex; spliceosomal complex.